Molecule: messenger RNA, 2281 nt
Organism: Gossypium raimondii (Peruvian cotton)
Lineage: Eukaryota; Viridiplantae; Streptophyta; Magnoliopsida; Malvales; Malvaceae
Product: probable leucine-rich repeat receptor-like protein kinase At1g68400
Exons: 2
Coding region: 266-2164 (632 amino acids)
Biological process (GO): protein phosphorylation
Molecular function (GO): protein kinase activity; protein binding; ATP binding
Source: RefSeq, a predicted model, not a curated record
GCAAUCCUUUUCAUCUAUGCUCUGCCCCUUCAUUUCAUCACCACGAACCUGACCUAAUCUCGUGUUUGGUUUUUAUUGCAAGAGCGCGCGUGUUCUACGCUCCUUCCUCACGUGUCACCUUCUUCUUCUCCUCAUCAUAUAUCAACGGCUACUUGCCUCUCAAAUUCCCCAUUCUGUAACGCCUAUUUAUUCUCUCCUUGAUUUUUUCCCUCCUCAUUUUCUCGGGAAAAAUUUCAGAGCAACAGAAACGGCUAAAGCUUUACAAAUGUUGCUCAUGAUUUACUUCUUGUUUUUCUCUUUGGGUCAAUGCAGUGUUGAUUUUAACGCUUUAUUGUCCUUCAAAGACUCUGUUUUCGACCCUUCGAACUCGCUUUCCUCAUGGGUUAACUCAUCUAAUCCUUGCAUUGAUUCUUGGUAUGGCGUCACAUGUAACCCUUCCACUCUCCGAGUUACACGACUCGUUCUUGAGAACCUAAACCUUUCUGGUUCAACUCAUUCACUGCAUCACCUUUCUUACCUAAGACUCCUCAGCCUUAAGAAUAACCGCUUUUUCUCUUCCUCUGCCGUUAACUUGUCUUCGUGGCGUUACUUAAGGCAUCUUUACCUCCGUCAAAACCUCUUCUCCGGAACAUUCCCAGUCGGAAUAUCCACUCUCCGGCGGCUCCACCGUCUUGACCUUUCGCACAACAAUUUCCAUGGCGAAAUCCCGAUGACCGAGUUGACUCAGUUGCCUUUCUUGUUGACUCUUCGCCUCGAGUCCAAUUCCUUCACUGGCCCCCUCAACUCGAUCGCCUCGUUUUCUUCCAUGUCCGAUUUCAACGUCUCGGAUAACAAACUCUCCGGCGAGAUUCCGGCGUGGAUGUCUCGUUUCCCGGUCUCUUCCUUCGAAGGGAACAGGGACCUCUGCGGCCAGCCUCUGCAGUCCGAUUGUUUCAAUCGGACGGCCCUUCCCGCGACCAUAAAAAAAAGGAUUCGUCAUCCCCAAAGCAAGAGGCUAAGCAAUGGGGUGGUGCUGAUGAUCGUCGCCGUCGACGUGGUGGCGGUUAUGGCUGCACUGGUGACCAUCACGUGGUGCUGCUACAAGUACAAGUGUUUCUCCGAUGGAACCCAAGCGGAAGCAAUGGAAACAAAAAGUGGGUCCACCACCAAAUUGCAACGGCGGAGCGGCUCCAGAGAGGUGGAGAUAGAGGCGGAGGAACUGGUGAUGUUCGAAGGUUGCAAGGGCUUUAGAAAAGUGGGUGAUUUGUUGAAGUCUUCGGCUGAGUUGUUGGGCAAAGGGAAUGUAGGGACCACUUACAAGGUGGUAACGGACGGCGGCGAUAUGGUGGUUGUGAAAAGGGUACGGCAGAGGAGACGGAGGAGGGAUGUUGAUGGGUGGCUGAGAAUAAUGGGUGGGCUGAGGCAUGCUAAUAUUGUGGGCCUCAUAGCAUAUUAUAAUUCUAAGGACGAGCUGCUUUUGGUUUACGAGUUUUUAUCAAAUGGAAGCUUACAUUCUCUCUUGCAUGGAAACAGAGGACCGGGAAGGACGCCUUUGAGUUGGAGUAGUAGGUUAAAGAUAGCUUCGGAGGCAGCACAAGGACUAGCAUUUAUCCACAAAAAGGACAAGAUCUUCCAUGGAUACCUUUCAUCAUCAAACAUCCUAGUCGACCAACAAGGCAAUGCCCGCAUUUCCGAGCCCGGUCUUCACCAAGUUCUACAUUCCCCAUCUUCCCCCAACGACGACUACAAAGCCCCGGAGCUGAUGCUCAACAACGGUGACGACACCGGCCUUAAAAAAUAUACUCAAAAGUGCGACGUGUAUAGUUUUGGAGUGAUAUUGUUGGAGAUAUUGUCGGGGAAAACAGCGAGCGGGGAGAGUGGGAUGAGCUUGGUGAGGUGGGUGCAAAGCGUGGGGAAAGAAGAGUGGGGGUGGGAAGUGUUUGAUUUUGAGAUGUUGGGGGAUAAGGUGAUGGAAGGAGAGAUGGCGGGUUUAAUGCAAGUGGCGUUGCUCUGUGUGGCCACGUUGCCUAAAGAUAGGCCCAAGAUGAGCGUGGUGCAUGGGAUGAUUGAAGAUAUUAGAGGUCAAGGUAGGAGAAAUGGUGGGAAUCGGAUGGUUUCUAUUUUGAAUGACUUUUCAUCUGAUUCUUCACCUUCUCAUUCGGAAAGAAAUCUUGGGCUCCGUUAGGUAAUGUAAGUAUUGAUAAGGGAUUCUUGUUUAGGGUGAAAGAUUGUGAUGAUAUUUGAUUUUCUCUAUGUAAAUUUACAAGCAUUUUAUUGAAUAUAAUGUUGGUGCUUUUUUUAA